Molecule: messenger RNA, 711 nt
Organism: Carya illinoinensis
Lineage: Eukaryota; Viridiplantae; Streptophyta; Magnoliopsida; Fagales; Juglandaceae
Exons: 1
Coding region: 1-711 (236 amino acids)
Source: RefSeq, a predicted model, not a curated record
AUGUGGUCGAAGUUCUUUCUUGCUAAAUAUGUUCGUCAAAAGCAUAUUUCCAUUGUGGAUCCAUUAAAAGGGUCUAAAUUCUGGAAGAUGCUCCUACAUAAUCUACCAGAAGUGCAGAAAUACUCAAAAUGGAAUGUCAGAGAUGGUAAGUUAUCUUUCUGGCAUGAUAAAUGGUUUUCGGCUGGUCCUCUCUCUAACGCACAUGAAGUUAGAGAACUAUCAGGUUUAUCUUUAACCGAUUGUCAAACUGAAAAUGGUUGGAAGGUGGAGGUUUUUGAUCAGCUGGUAAGGGCGGAAACAACAGAAAAGAUAAUUGCUGAAUUAGGAAGGGUGAAACAGGGGAAAGACAUCCUUAUUUGGCUUCCUAAGGCUCAUGGUAAUUUUUCAACCAAAUCUGCAUGGGAAUGCAUUCGGUUACGUAGUCCAAACUUACCUUGGGCUAAGUGGCUGUGGAAUCCGGCCUUACCAAGGAAAAUGUCAAUUAUCAUGUGGAAAGCUCAACAUAAUUGUCUUCCAGUGGACGAUCGAGUGCGCAGAACAGGAAUUCCGUUGACAUCAAAAUGCGACUGUUGUAGGGAAGGGAGCUAUGAAGACCAGAAUCAUGUUUUGGCAACCGGAGAAUUUGCAGAACAAAUUUGGAGGAUGUGUGCUUCAAAGCUAGAGCUGCCAUGCUUGCAAGGUAAAACAUGGAGAGAAAAGGUGGAGUCCUAG